GCAAAACUAGGAAGUAUUUCCGAUAAUUCCAGCCCGGACAGAAGACACAUCGGGUAGGACGUUCAUGUCAAAGCCAGGACUUAAAGAAUUCGAUGAAGGAGCGAUUCUGCAGUUGUCCCGUAGAAUAGAAAACUGAGCACCAACACCAACAGCCAAUCAAAUAUCACAACAUAGAUAUUGGCGUCAGACGACAAUUCUACAGCCAAUCAGAUAUUACGACAUAGAUAUUGGCGUCAGACGACAAUUCUACAGCCAAUCAAAUAUUACAAGACAUACAAUCUGACAGCUAUUCCAUAAUCCAGAACCAAUAAAAUGACACAAGACAUACGAUCUCGACAUCUAGACCAUAAUCCACAACCAAUCAAAUAUCACAAGACAUACGAUCUCGACAGCUAGACCAUAAUCUAUAACCAAUCAAAUAUCACAAGACAUACGAUCUCGACAGCUAGACCAUAAUCUACAACCAAUCAAAUAUCACAAGACAUACGAUCUCGACAUCUAGACCAUAAUCUACAACCAAUACAAAUAUCACAAGACAUACGAUCUAGACCAUAAUCCACAACCAAUCAAAUAUCACAAGACAUACGAUCUCGACAGCUAGACUAUAAUCCACAACCAAUCAAAUAUCACAAGACAUACGAUCUCGACAGCUAGACCAUAAUCUACAACCAAUCAAAUAUCACAAGACAUACAAUCUAGACAUCUAGACCAUAAUCCACAACCAAUACAAAUACUACCAGAUCAUAGAUGUCUGGAUCAGACGAGGUCGGUUACCAGCAGUCUAGAGUAAUUCGAUAACUGUCUAUAUCACAUUAGAAAACCUGCGUGAGGUCAGCACGUAAGGUCAGCACGUGAUCGUCAGUGUUGUACGGUGACCAACGUAUCACUGGAAUCAACGUAUCCUAAGUGUGGAUUAUAGCAUUACUUACAGAGCACAUUUUAGAGACAAUAUUAUAUCAAGAUGGAAAAAUACACUACAAACAGUGGACUGAAUAUCAUUUGCUACCUUGGUGACGUCGCUGAAGCCGAGGCAGAAGGAAUAGUGACUGGCCAGUGCUGCGAUAUGAAAAGGCCUAGUACAGUGACGACGUCACUUUGUCAACUAGCGGGGAUUGAGCACAAUGUUCUCGCCAAACUCAUCGCUGCUGAACGCGGAACUGAGCACCUCGAGUGGGGAGACGUUUAUUGUUUUCAUCCACGCCGUUACGGGAUCCCACUCACAUUCAAAACAAUAUGUUUUGCCGUAGUCAUGCCUUAUGAUGCCGCCCUAAUUAAUUUUGAAUGGAAAUAUUGGAUGCUAGAGCUAUACAAGGAGAUUUUAAAGGAAGCGAACCGGCUGCAAUUGAAGUCACUUGCAGUACCUCUACUGGGAUCUGGACAGGGUAGAGCUCCCUUGCCACUUGCCGUGGAUGUUCUGGUAAAAGCAUUGUCUGAAUUCCAAAGCCAAACGCUCACUGAUGUAUUGAUAGUUAGUUCUACUCCUGGAGUUCAUAGUGAAGUUAUAAAACAAUGGGACGAACAUUUUUCUAAAGCUACAAAUACGAAGAAAGGUGUAAAACAAUUUGCCAAAAGUGUUUUCCAUGCAAUAGGAAACGCAUUAACUGGGAACACAUGCGAUCAAAAUGCUCAAGAAUAUGGUAUGUGUCAUGUCGAUCAUUCAGGAAAGACACACGACACGAAUUCCAGAAAUAACUUCAAUAGAUAUCGAUCAGGAAAUAACUCCAGUUCUUUUGGCAGACAUCCUGGUGAACAGACCUCAUUGGAGACGGAACGUCCUGAUCAGAAAGCCUCUACACAGUGUUAUGCUCCAAGGUGGAAUAAUACAUUCCGCCAUCAACCUGAAACACCAAGAAGACAUCAUCAAAUUAGAGAUGGACAAGUGUACAAUAUAACAGAAGCCGAGACAAGGCCAUUGGAGACAGAACGUCCUGAUCAAACAGCAUCUACACACUUUGAUGCUCCAAGAUGGAAUAAUCAGUACAGAGGUAAACCAUUCCAUCGUCAACCUGAAACACCAAGAAGAAAUAAUCGAAUUAGAGAUGAGCAAGUAUACAAUAUAACAGAAGCCGAGGCAAGGCCACACGACAGAUCUAACAGAGACUUUCAAGAAAAUACCAGUACACACGCUGUCAGUACUGGUACCCGUAAUACGACUGUGCCAAGAACAUAUUGGCAGAAACCAUUUGAUGAAGAGAGAAAGAUGCUGACGCCAUGUCAGUCAGACGACAGUACAUCAAGUGACUUUCAUACAGAAUCAAGAGAAUCAGAUAUGGAUUUCAUUUUUAACAAAUCAUUUGAUUCACCAGAAGGUGCAAUUAAACUUGCGUCGGAUUUAUCAGAAGAGUCAACAAAACAGAUGUCUGGUUCAAAUUCACCAAAGGACUCGAGUAAACAAUAUACGUCUGAUUCAGCAGAAGAGUCAAAUGAACAUCUGACUUCUGAUUCUGCGCCAAGUAAUAAUGAAGACUACCAGUUCGAAGUCAACGUUAAUACUAGGAAGACAAAGAGACGUGGUUCGAUAGAUCAACUGCCAAGUGAAGGCAAACAGAGUCAGUCAGGAGACACCCAUUGCACAGAAAAGACAACUGACCAACAAUCUUUCGUAUCCAUGUCAACUAUACCUGAUACCUGUGCUAUCUCCAUGAACGAGAUCACCAAACCUAAACGUCUGCGUAAAUGCGGCCACACGUUCUGCACGGACUAUAUCGACAACGGUUUUAAUAACUUCAAGCCUCUCUGUCCCACCUGCAACAUGGUGUAUGGAAUCCUCACAGGGAACCAGCCUCCUGGGACAAUGAGGGACAAGGUCAUUCCUGGCAUGAGUUGUCCUGGUUACGAGGGUCACGGGGUCAUCUUCAUUAACUACUACUUUGAAGAUGGAAUACAGACAGACCAGCACCCGAACCCAGGCAAGCCGUAUCACGGAACUAGACGAAGAGGGUUUCUUCCUGACACCGACGAGGGCCGAUCCAUACUUCGGUUGCUAAAAAUAGCCUUCGAGCGGAAGCUGACGUUUACGGUUGGUCGCUCGACCACGACCGGAAGAGAAGACAUGGUGAUGUGGAAUGAUAUUCACCAUAAGACGAACACGCAUGGAGGACCAACCAGGUUUGGAUACCCAGACCCGACUUAUUUAUCACGAGUUAGAGAUGAACUGGCCAGCAAGGGUGUGACGGAAUAGCAAGGCUGAACUCAACAAAACUGUUUGAUGCUUUCAUCACACUGUUUGCUGCCAUUGUUAAAGUUAAACUUUCUUUAACGUCACCACUAGAGCAGAUUGAUUUAUUAAUCAUCAGCUACUGGGUGUCAAAUAUAGGAUAAUUAGGAUAUGUAAUUUUGGUUGUUAGUCAGAAACAUCUUACAAUGGUGGCACACUCACGACAGUCUCGUUUUGAAAUUUAUCACCAGGUAUACUUGUAAAUACGUUUCCAUCUCAUUUCUUCCCGAUCUUUUGCUGUCCAUCUCCACAUCCCAGUCCUUGUCUCUCUAACCAUGACACACACCUGUCAUUCCCCAUCAGCUUUUAGCUGUGGGCUUAGUCUGACCACUUCGGGCAGUGUUCAGUGGUUACCUUUGGCAUUGUUAAGAGGCACUUGUGACCACCUACUAUACACCCCUACUACCGGCGGUCGUUAGGUAGUGGCGUGGUCCAGACCAGCUUUAUUAGCGGCAGAGAACAUGGUGUGGACAGCUCAGAAGACAGAGUCGGAGGACACUGACUGAAAGGGUCGAAACAGAUUGAAGUCGUAGGAGAAACUGGAAAGUUGUUUAUAUUAAAAUAAUGAGAAUGUUAGAUGGUGAGAGAUGAGAAAGAUUAAUGAAAAUGUGAGCCAGCUUUGACGGGAUUUGAACCACUGUCGUCAACUUGAUUGUCCAGUAACUUAUCCACUAGACCACGGAGCUCACUACUUGUAUGUAAGUUGCUAGCUUACCAGUAAUUAGAGCCAUUCUUAGAUAGUGAUCGUUUUGUUUUAAAUCUCAACUUCAACCAAAACCCCUAACCUUAGUAACGUCUGUUUUAUACAUUAUAUAGGAGUAUUUUUAAUUCACUAACUUUGCAUUCAUGUUUUAAUCGCAAGUUCGAUACAAAUAUGAAGAUAUCCAGAUGACUUACAAAUGCAUGUAAUGUUACUACUGAUUAUUUUUAACCUGUUAUUCUUAUUUUCCGUUCUCUCCUUUGAUAUUAACACGGUGUAUGUUUUUCUUGUGUUGUUUUACUGGAAUGAAAAGUUGGCUUGUAAGUUGUUAUUUUCCUUUCUAACAUAUAACAUUGUUAACAACGUGGCAUUACAGAUAAUAUAGGUCUAAGCUCUUGCGUGAAUGGCACACAGGUCUCCCAAUAGGAUAGAGUUGGCAUUGCGACUGAGAACCACAAGGGUACGAACAGCAGAGCUGUCAUCCUUGGGUCUGUCUUUCAUGUAUACAAAACGAAUAUUUAUAAGAUACACAUAUUUGUCGAUACGUAAUUGCCAUGGUUUAUAGUCCAUAGCUGUUAAGCUGGGGGCAACAAUUAAAAUACAGAGUGUCCUUGAUUGCUGUAAUUUAGUUUUACACUAAUUGGUUUGAUUUCUUUCCUCUAAUUAACUAACACUAAGCUAUUGCAUGAAUGGUAGGUGACAGAAUAACAAUUAAUUGAAUCGUACGUGUACAGCUAAAU
Molecule: messenger RNA, 4657 nt
Organism: Gigantopelta aegis
Lineage: Eukaryota; Metazoa; Mollusca; Gastropoda; Neomphalida; Peltospiridae
Exons: 5
Coding region: 962-3181 (739 amino acids)
Biological process (GO): Notch signaling pathway; protein ubiquitination
Source: RefSeq, a predicted model, not a curated record